UCAAAAACUAAACUUCAGAGGCACCAUGAGAUGGGGGAAGGGCCAGGGAUCACAUGAUACCACGGAAGGGAGGGAAGAAAUACAGGGCUUGAUAUAAACCAGGACAACACAGAGUAGCAACACAGAGGAGAACAUGAGGAGGAUGAGGACGAGCAGAUUCUUAGUGAUGGUUCUACCUGCAGUCAUCUGGUUAUGCCUGUGCCCCACAGCUGAACAGCGUCCUGGUGCAACCCGACAGCGGCGAGGCCUCUUUGACAUGGCCAUGACUCUGUGGUGUUACCGCUCCAAGCUGGGAAUCUCCCUCCUCAAGCUACACAACUAUGGCUGCUAUUGUGGGACAGGCGGUUCGAGUAGGCCUGUCGAUCAGGUGGACCAGUGCUGUUUCCUCCAUGAUUGCUGCUACUACCACACUAGAGUGAUAUUGGGCUGUCACAGCCAGGUCAAGUGGAGCACGUACAACUUCACAUGCAAGAAGGCACAGACAGAGUGCAAGGGCCAGACUGUGUGCACCAGGAUGUCAUGUGAAUGUGACAGGGCCUUUGCAGAGUGUUUGUCCCGGGCAAAACCCAGCGACAUGCAUUACUUCUACAAGACGCGAUUCUGCAAGGAGAACAAAUCCGUCUGCCCAGCCACCUUCCCCAACUCCUCCACCAUCAUGGACUGGAUCAAACAAGGCAGUUAAAUGCAGGCCAUCUCUGUCACAAGGAAGAAAUGGCAAUCUCCCGCCUAAUCUGGCUUUUUUCUGGCCAUGUUGUGCAAUUGGAAAUCCACCUGCCUCAUAUGAACCCAGAGAGGACAGCUGCAUCUGCCACAGGCAGGAGACAACUUUGGCAGGGGAUUGAGUGCACAGUUACACCAUCCAAACUGACAUUCAUGACUUUGAAACAGAAACUGCCAUUCGCUUGAAGGUACUGUUUUAAACUAAGUAUGGGUUACACUCAAAUGUUAUUAUAUCACUGUACCAUUUUCAGCUUCUUCUAAAUAAAAGUUACUUGAAUGUGUUAAGUGUACCAGUAUCGUCCAGCUGGUUCAGGUCAUCAGCUCUGCUUAAUGUCACGGACUCAUACACAGCAGGUCACUUAGUCUGACUGCUCCUCUCAAGCUCUU
Molecule: messenger RNA, 1107 nt
Organism: Chiloscyllium plagiosum (whitespotted bambooshark)
Lineage: Eukaryota; Metazoa; Chordata; Chondrichthyes; Orectolobiformes; Hemiscylliidae
Product: acidic phospholipase A2-like
Biological process (GO): lipid catabolic process; phospholipid metabolic process; arachidonate secretion
Molecular function (GO): calcium ion binding; phospholipid binding
Source: RefSeq, a predicted model, not a curated record